This is a messenger RNA of Raphanus sativus (radish), 1495 nucleotides long. RefSeq lists its product as uncharacterized. Gene Ontology annotation, biological process: rRNA base methylation. Bases 13 to 1371 code for a protein of 452 amino acids. The record is from RefSeq and is a predicted model, not a curated record. Gene Ontology annotation, molecular function: rRNA (cytosine-N4-)-methyltransferase activity. NCBI's taxonomy places the organism in Eukaryota, Viridiplantae, Streptophyta, Magnoliopsida, Brassicales, Brassicaceae. The transcript is spliced from 5 exons.
UGGAGUAAACUGAUGAGUAAGUAUAUCUUCCCACGAUGGCGAAAGAGGCAUGAGAAGAAAAGAGAUAUGGCGGGAGUGAUUAGGGUGAAGCAAAUGUUUCUAUGCUCGUCGAUUCUCGCGAGCAACAACAUCAACAAGUCUCUAUCGCGCCUUCCUCGGCGCAGUAUCAGUGUAACCGCGGGGAAUCUCAGUUCUAGCGAGACGAAGAAGAAGGAGAAAGAGAAGAGGAAGAGGAGGAAAGAGAUCGAAGUCGCGAGAGCGACGGCGGAAGCUGUGGUGAACAAAGAAAAGAGGAGGACGCGGUCGAGCAGAGAUUAUGAGAUCGGCGGCGACGGGGAGGCUCCGUCGUCGCAUGUGCCGGUCAUGCUCGGAGAAGUCAUGGACGUUUUCGCCUCGGUUCGAUUGAGAAGCUUUGUGGAUUGCACACUUGGCGCAGCCGGUCACUCUUCUUCUAUUAUUCAAAGUCACUCUGAGUUGAAGCAUUUCGUUGGAAUGGAUGUGGAUCCCGUGGCUCGGAAACUGGCUCACUUUCAUAUCGAUUCUCUCAUGCAUCCAACUUUGAAGGCUUCUGUUGUGUUAAAGAACUUCAAAUACAUCAAAUCCGCGGUUGCUGAUACGCAUCCGGAGCUCUUGGAUGUUGGUGUUGAUGGCAUUCUUAUGGACCUGGGGAUGUCAUCUAUGCAGGUAAACAAUCCGGAAAGAGGGUUUAGUGUUCUUCAGCAGGGACCUCUUGAUAUGCGCAUGGAUCCUCAGGCGAGUUUGACAGCGGAAGAUAUAGUGAAUUCUUGGCCGGAAUCAGAACUGGGGAGAGUUCUAAGAGAAUACGGCGAAGAAAGCAAUUGGCAUUUACUUCAAACUAGAAUCGUUAAGGCUCGACUUAGUGGUGGCUUACAUUCUACUGGUGACUUGGUGGAUCUCAUUAGAAGCAUGUCACCACCAAGCAGAGGAGGCAGACAAGGUUGGAUAAAGACAGCGACACGUGUGUUCCAAGGCCUAAGGAUUGCAGUGAACGACGAACUCAAGACACUACAAAACGCACUCUACUCAUCCUUCGAUGUUCUCUCCCCAGGUGGGAGACUAGCAGUCAUCUCCUUUCACAGUCUUGAAGAUCGGGUAGUAAAACAGACGUUCCUCGACAUAUUAGGGUUUCAAAGAGAAGAAACGAGCACAGAGACGAGCGUAAAACCGGAGAGACAAAUCGAAGAAAGUAUAGACAAAGAGUUAAAAGAGAGAGAAGCGUGGAUCAAACAAACUGUAAUCAGCUCGAAAGGUGUGAUACUAACAAAGAGACCUAUCACUCCUUCAGAGGAAGAGGAGAAACUGAAUCGCAGAGCAAGGAGCGCUAAGCUAAGAGUGGUUCAGAAGUUGUGAGUGAUUGUUCCAUAAAAUGUUUCCUUCUCUCUUUAGUGCUAAGUUCAUUCAUUUCAGUUAUGAUUAAACCGAUAUGUACCAAAACAGAUAUUUCCAUCCGGUUUAGUUCCAAAUUUUCGAACCA